Molecule: messenger RNA, 1548 nt
Organism: Exserohilum turcica Et28A
Lineage: Eukaryota; Fungi; Ascomycota; Dothideomycetes; Pleosporales; Pleosporaceae
Exons: 2
Coding region: 1-1548 (515 amino acids)
Source: RefSeq, a predicted model, not a curated record
AUGGGUAUCCUCGAUCUUGCCGACGAGCUGCUGCGCAUCAUCCUCGAAUAUGUCGCCUCGGAGCCAGAGAAGCCCAUCAGCCUCGAGCGCCGCGCCUACCUCUCGCAGGAGAGCUUCAAGCUGCCUCUGCCGCCAGACUAUGACCAGGCCCAAACCAUCGCCGCCUUCCGGCUGACGUGCAGAAAGUUCUCCGACCUCGGCGUCAUCCAUCAGUUCGCACGUGUCACCACACGCUUCUCCAAGAGAGGCCUGGACCGCCUCGAGAAGAUUGCCGGCCAGCCGCACAUUGCCAGACGCGUCAAGAAGUUCAGCUACAUGGUGCCCUUCUUCUACGACCAAGGACGGGAGCGAAUGCAGGAGUUGCUGCGCACACAGCCGGAAGCAUUUGCCCUUCUCGAUGUUCGCCACUUUCAGCAGAGGGCGAACGAGCAGAGAGAGAUUGUGCGGACGGGCCAAGACGCCCGCAUCCUCCACAUAGCCCUGCGCCACUUCACCUCACUCCAGCACAUCCAAAUCCUGCGGGUACAGGACCGGGAAGAGGGAGAGCUGAUCAACUACAUGCGGAGCCAUGAACUCAACGACCUAGUUCCAAGAUGGCCGCCCGCAUGCCUGCACAGCGCCAAAACGAUAGGCCAGGCGCUCCUUCACUCUGGAUCGCCAUGCUCACGAAUCUCGUCGCCCAUGCUCAGCCCCCAAAGCGUCUCGGGCGCCGCUGAGAACCCGCCUACGACACUGAGCAUCCUCGCGGGCCGUUUGACUUGCUUGGAGCUGCACUUUGAUGAUAGCAUAGACCUCGACGUGCGAAUGCGGAACCUCUCCUCUCUGUCCAAGGCCCUUUUCACUGCAGCCAAGAACAUUGAAGCACUGCAUAUUGGCUUUCCGUCGUAUAGACCGCUCACUCUUCGCUUGGAGGAGCUUUUUCACCAUGUCAAGUGGGAUAAGUUACAGGCUUUUGGAAUACAGGCGUGGCGGCUAGAUGCCGAAGAAAUCGUUGGUUUCACACACAGACACCGCGAGACAUUGCGGGGGCUACGACUUCGAGACGUACUAUUAAGAGAAGGCAGCAGGUGGAAAGACGUCCUCCCCUGCCUACGGGACGAUCUCACAAGACUUGAUUGGGUCAGCUUAAGGCGAAUCGACUACGAAAAACAUUUCGAUGAGCAGUGGGUGUUGGGCGCCGAGGUGCCAGACGACCCGCUUGUGGGAAGUGACAGCAGCGACGAGAGCGACGACUGGGAAUACGAGGGGGAGCAAGACGACCCAUCUGAUGCUCACAGCGGCAGUGGCAACGACCCUGACGGCAGUUCGAUAGCGGGCACCGAUUCGGACGCCGAAACCGACGAUCCGGAACCAGAGCAAGGCGGAACUCUGCACUUCCCACCCAUGCCCGACACCCCAGCCUCGAUUACCUGGUGCAAUUGCAACGGCCAUAUGGAUAGCGUAGACGCGUUAGGAGACGAUGGUGUCAUGGUCACGAAUCAGCAGCGCAAGUUCUGGGAGAAGUGGGUCGUCAGGAAGAUCUGCACCGAGCAGCACGGUCAUAAAUAA